This is a messenger RNA of Ooceraea biroi (clonal raider ant), 909 nucleotides long. RefSeq lists its product as uncharacterized. NCBI's taxonomy places the organism in Eukaryota, Metazoa, Arthropoda, Insecta, Hymenoptera, Formicidae. The record is from RefSeq and is a predicted model, not a curated record.
AUGGUCGAGGACAAUAACAGUGCAAAGUGCCAGUUCGGAGCGUGGACAACACCGUCCAACGAUCAAAGUCAAAAGCUGCUAAAGGUCGACCAAAGCGAUGUGAAAGUAUUUUACGAGAAAAAUAAGCACAAAAAGUACGUCAAGAGACAAUGUUCCUUCAAAGCUUCUGCAAAAGUUGAUACAUGGUUUGACAAAUCUAAACUAAGUUUAGAAACUGUGUGCAGACUGAGUGCAUAUUUUAUUAUGUUGAGGCCUCCACGACAUCAUUUCCUAUGCACCGAACUUCAAUUAUCCGAGCCUACUGUAGUAGACUGGAUUUCCUUUUGCCGAGAAGUUUGCAUCGAUUGGUCCAAAACAAAUUCCACCAUCCCGAGAGGACCGAACACAAUUGUGGAAAUAGAUGAAGCAAAAAUCGGCAAGAGGAAAUAUAAUCGCGGCCGGAUAAUUGAUGGCAAAUGGAUCUUCGGUGGAAUAGAGCGAAAUACAAGGAAAAUAUUCCUUGUACCAGUUCGCGAUCGCACGAAAGAAACACUGCUGCAAGUCAUCAAGCAGUGGAUCCGGCCUGGGACGACAGUGAUGUCAGAUUGUUGGAAGUCCUAUAACUGUUUAAACAGUGAGGACUUCCAACAUCUGACAGUUAAUCACUCAAUGAACUUUGUCGACCCAGAUACCGGAGCCCACACACAGAGUAUUGAACGUGUUUGGAGAGAAGUUCGGGCAAAUAUCCCACGAUACGGAACUCGCACUUCACAUCUAAUGGGAUAUUUGGCUGAAUAUCUCUUCAAACGCGUUCAUCCUUACGAAGACCGGAUAAGCAGUUUCUUCCGUGCAAUUGCCGAGCUCUAUCCAUCGAAGAUCAUGGAGGAAGAUGUCACGGAGACCUCAACAUCUGCCUCAACAUCUAAAUAA